This is a messenger RNA of Bathycoccus prasinos, 2283 nucleotides long. RefSeq lists its product with no specific name. Gene Ontology annotation, molecular function: tRNA binding; ribosomal large subunit binding. The transcript has a single exon. Gene Ontology annotation, biological process: rescue of stalled cytosolic ribosome. NCBI's taxonomy places the organism in Eukaryota, Viridiplantae, Chlorophyta, Mamiellophyceae, Mamiellales, Bathycoccaceae. The record is from RefSeq and is a predicted model, not a curated record. The coding region runs from base 1 to 2283 and encodes 760 amino acids. Gene Ontology annotation, cellular component: RQC complex.
AUGCGCAAGAUAAAACACAUGCUGACAUCAUCAUCAUCGCUUCGUGUGUCGUCAAUUCACCAUCGGUAUUGCUGCUUUGAUGGUCGUCGUGGCACGUCCUUACCCUCGUCGUCGUCGUAUACGUCGUCUAAAGCUUUCAACGCGUCGUCUUCGUCCUCGUCUUCGCUUCCAAACGACGUUUUGGAGAAUGCGCAAAAGACGAUUCAGACGACGGGGAAGCCACUGAAGCAUCGUCCACCAAACUUUGAUUUCACGGCACUGGUGGCAUCCAUCGCGUCCAUCCGCUCGAGAUUACCACUAAAAGUGACCAAUUGCAUGCAAUUAGAUCCACACACGCUGACGAUGCACUUUAUAAACGAGGAGAGGGAGAAGUUGGUGGUGCAAUGCAGCUCGCACCCGGAUUUUGCACGAGUCGCUUUAGUACCGCGCGGCGAAGCGACAUCGAGGACGACGCAGACGAUGCAGACGAAAAAGCGAGACCGGUUAUCGUUUGGCGUUCUCGCGAACGAGAUUUUGAGAGAUAAAGUUUUAGUCGAAGCGUUUGUCCCGGUGAAGUUUGAACGCGUGUGCGUGUUUCGAUUCGCCGAACGCGCCGUCGCCGGCGAGAGCGAAUACGAGGUCGUGUGCGAAGUGACCGGGAGGAAGAGUAACGUCAUCAUAGUAGAUUCAAAGACGAGAAAUGUGGUCGCUGCGUCGCACCAAGUCGGGGAGAAACAGUCGCAGGUGAGAAGCGUGGUUUUGGGGAAGCCUUACGCGUUUCCGCCGCCGCCGCCGGGGAAAGAUCCGAUGGAGAUUGGAGACUGCGAAGCGUUUCGGAAAGCGAUUUUGAACGACGAGGACGGCGAAGACGAUGACAAAAACUUUGGUUCGCUUUCGAAAGCGUUUCAAGGCGUAUCACCGGCGUUAGAGCGGACGUUGCGCGCAAUAGCCGCCGCCAAUGCUACGGUAGGAGCAAAUGAGACGAAAACGAGUGAGUAUUACGAAGCACUUUUCGAUGCGUUUGCGCGAUGGCGCGCCAGCGUCGACCGCGCGUUAGAAGCAGUAGAAGACGAAGACGAGCGAGCGAAAAACGUCAAGGCGUAUUUUAGCGAGCACACGCGACAGAUUCUCCUUCACGAAACGGAAAAUGCCGUCAUGGUUAAAGACGACGACGAAAAUGAGAACGAGAAUGAGGACGAAACCCGAAGAACAUCACUCGGCGCGAUCUUCACAGAAAUGUACGAAGAAAAAUCGAACGAAAACGAAUACGAAUCCGAGCGCAACGAUUGUUUGAAAGCCGUGAAGACCGCGUUGCAAAAAUCCGCGAACAAAAAAGCUGCGUUUGAGAAACAAAUCAAAGCCGGCGAGAAGCACGACGAGAUGUCCUUGGAAGCGGACGCGAUCAUGGCGUACGCUUCGCAGUAUAAGAAAAACGACGAUUUUGUCAACGGUUUUGAUUUCGAAACCGGCGAACCGAAAACGUUCAAGGUGGAUAAAGAUCUCGGCGCGAUUGGUACCGCGGAAGCUUUGUAUAAAAAAGCGAGAAAGUUGAGGAGAACCGCCGACGCGGUGUUUCCUUUGAUGGAAGAGUUAGAGAAAGAAAGAGAAUACUUUGAACAGGUGGAGUUUAAUUUGCGCGAACUGUCUCUCGGAGCGGUCGACGAUGAAGAAACUUCUUCUUCUUCUUCGUCGUCGUCUUCCUUGGAGGACAAGAUUGUUCUCGAGGAAAUUAAAAUCGAGCUCGUGCGCGCCAACUUGAUGAAACCGAGAGAUAAGCAAUCGGCGAACGAAGCUAAAGCGAUGAAGGCGAAGAAGAAAAACAACAACAACGGUAGUAAUAAAAAUAGCAAUAGCAAACAGUCGCGGAAAGAGCAACUCAUGUCGGGCGUUCGACAGUACGUGGCGCCUUCGGGUAAAAUCGUGCUCUGCGGCCGCAACUCUCGAGGGAACGAAGCCGUCUCUCUGCAUCUUUCGCAGCCUCAAGACGUGUGGUUUCACGUCCGCGGGGCGCCAGGUUCGCACGUUGUUUUACGACAACAACCUGGCGCGAUAGCAAGUGACGAGGAUAUGCAGUUUGCGGCUGAUUUAGCCGCGUUUCAUUCGAAAGUUCGGAACGACGGAAAGGUUCAAGUGAGUUACACGUCGCCGAAGAACGUUCGCAAACCGAGCGGCGUAUCGAGACUCGGUAUGGUGACGAUAACGAAAGAAGAGGUGAUGAUUGGACGACCGGACGAUAGCGUAUCGUUUAAAAACGGAGAAACCGGCCGCGCGCGAGGAGACGUCACGGAAGACGGGUUCGAUUAA